AUACGCUGUCAGUGCCUCGCUGGUCCCCGCAGAUCCCCCGGCGGGAUCUGGGAAACUCCAUAAAACACAGGUUUUCCACCAAGUACUGGAUGUCUCAGACCUGCACUGUCUGUGGGAAAGGAAUGUUGUUCGGCUUAAAAUGCAAAAACUGCAAGCUCAAGUGCCACAACAAAUGCACCAAAGAGGCCCCUCCGUGUCACCUGCUGAUCAUCCACCGAGGAGGGAGACGAGCCGUGCGGGGCGAGGCAGAUUUGCAUUGCAAACCACUUCCACCCACCCUCCCCCUGCCUCCUUUUCUUUUCAGAUUCCCCACAGCACGGGCAAGGUUAGUCCGGACAGAGUCAGUGCCCUGCGACAUCAACAACCCCCUGCGGAAGCCCCCCCGCUACUCGGACCUGCACGUCAGCCAGACCCUGCCCAAAACCAACAAACUCAACAAGGACCACAUACCCGUGCCCUACCAGCCGGAUUCCAGCAGCAACCCCUCCUCCACCACGUCGUCCACGCCCUCCUCGCCGGCCCCGCCGCUGCCGCCCAGCGCGACGCCCCCGUCCCCCCUGCACCCCUCCCCGCAGUGCCCCCGCCAGCAGAAGCAGUUCAACCUGCCAGCUUCCCAUUAUUACAAGUACAAGCAGCAGUUCAUUUUCCCAGAUGUGGUGCCUGAGACUCCAACCCGAGCCCCACAGGUCGUCCUCCACCCCGUCACCUCCAACACCAUCCUGGAAGGAAACCCAUUGCUUCAAAUUGAAGUGGAGCCCACCUCGGAGAAUGAGGAAGGCCCCGAGGAGGCUCAGGAGUCCGAGGACGACUUCGAGGAGAUGAACCUGUCGCUCCUCUCCGCCCGCAACUUCCCGCGCAAGGCCAGCCAGACCAGCAUCUUCCUGCAGGAGUGGGACAUCCCCUUCGAGCAGCUGGAGAUCGGGGAGCUCAUCGGGAAGGGCCGCUUCGGGCAGGUCUUCCACGGGCGCUGGCACGGCGAGGUGGCCAUCCGCCUCAUCGACAUCGAGAGGGACAAUGAGGACCAGCUGAAGGCCUUCAAGAGGGAGGUGAUGGCCUAUCGGCAGACGCGGCACGAGAACGUGGUGCUCUUCAUGGGAGCCUGCAUGAGCCCGCCCCACCUCGCCAUCAUCACCAGGCCAGGCUGGGGCUGCAACCCUGGGGAAAUGCUGGCCAGCAAUGUCAGGGUGGUGGCCACCAGUGUAGACAUGUUGGCCACCAGGGUAGAGAUGAUGGGCACCAGGGUAGAGACCAUGGCUGUCAGUGUAGCGGUGGUGGCCACCAGUGUAGAGGUGGUGGCCACCAGUGUAGAAGCAAUGGCCAUCAAUGUGGAGGUGAUGGCCAUCAAUGCAGAGGUGGUGGCCACCAAUGUAGAGGUGACGGCCACUAGUGGAGAGGUGAUGGGCACCAGUGGUGGUGGCCAUUAG
Molecule: messenger RNA, 1424 nt
Organism: Empidonax traillii (willow flycatcher)
Lineage: Eukaryota; Metazoa; Chordata; Aves; Passeriformes; Tyrannidae
Product: kinase suppressor of Ras 2-like
Exons: 11
Biological process (GO): protein phosphorylation
Molecular function (GO): ATP binding; protein kinase activity
Source: RefSeq, a predicted model, not a curated record